Haliotis rubra (blacklip abalone) is the source of this 3998-nucleotide messenger RNA. RefSeq lists its product as uncharacterized. The transcript has 8 exons. The record is from RefSeq and is a predicted model, not a curated record. The coding region runs from base 294 to 3527 and encodes 1077 amino acids. Gene Ontology annotation, molecular function: ATP binding; protein kinase activity. Gene Ontology annotation, biological process: protein phosphorylation. NCBI's taxonomy places the organism in Eukaryota, Metazoa, Mollusca, Gastropoda, Lepetellida, Haliotidae.
AGGGACGUGUGGUGUAGGUUUAUACAUGUUAUAUCCACGAGGGUGUGUUGCAGGAAAUAGUUACAUAGUCAGGUCUUGUUGUUUAAAAACUAUUCUUUAUGACUUUUGUAUUUCAGAAUUUACAACUGUCUACAUGCCUCACGUCCUACUGUGUCGAGAACAUUCGCUUCAACUCAAACACUAGCAGACGACAUCCGGUCAUGCGACAAGCAGACGACAGGUGAAACACUUUGCUUGUCUUUUAGUUCAGACUGAACAUUUAUGUAUCAAAUUGGAAGUAAACAACCUUCAAUAUGAACGAGGAAAGCUUGAGAAACAUAGACGUGGAGAAUGUCGAAAGUAUUGACGACAUUUUGGAGAAAGCAGACAAGAUCGGUGCGUCAUUGGAGGGAUGUGAAACCUGUGAGGACUUGAAAGAGAGACUGGUUAUCCACAAGAACAAGAUUACCGGCAAAAACAAACACCUGUUGGACCCUGUCCGCCACGAGAAUCUUCGUACGGAAUGCCGCCAGACUAGAGAAGCCAUAUGCAACAUUCUAGAAAGUGUACAAACCAGCAUGGAGGGCAGUCUCCCGCUCUUGUCCAACAUCCUGAAAUCUCGUGGAAUCUCGGACGAUUUGGCACAGGAACUCCAGGACAAUCUGACUUCCCUCAAGAAUGGCGAAUGCAAUAUAGUGAUAGCAGGACAAACAAGCGCUGGUAAAAGCACCCUCCUAAAUGUGCUACUGGGUAUGGACGUCUUGCCGAAAUCCAUCCUAAGUUGUACAUCAAGCAUUUGUAAACUUCGGUAUGGCUCCACGUUCAAGGUCAAGGUCAAGCAGGAAGACCAGGUCAACGAACGCGUGUUCAACAACCAAGGGGAGACAAUGGCCUACUUAGACAAUCUGGUCGCAGAGAAAAAAAUCGAUGCCCGUGAGCGCGGGGAAACUGUACCGGAAGUGGACAUAGAACUUCCGGCUGCUAUUCUCAAAACUGGCGUUACCAUCAUCGACACUCCUGGAUUCGGGGAGUACGAAGCCAUGGAGAAGCUGGUCCGUGAUUUCGUCACCCAGGGACAAGUUGCUGCCUUUGUCUACGUGGUCAAAACCGACAGCGCUGGUGGAGUGCAGGAGGACAGGCUGGUCCGAUUCCUGAAGACCUUCCUUGAACACAACAAGGGUCAAACCUCGUUACAUUCAUUCAACCCACGAGCUGCCCUGUUUGUCUGCAAUCGCUGGGACCUGAUCGAGGAUAGCUACAAGUCCGAUGUCAGAGAGAACGCCCUUGAGAAGCUAAACGACAUCUGGCCAGAGCUCCAGGACAAUCAGGUCAUCUUCAUGUCCUCAUCCAGGGCCCAGAAAAGUCUUAGCGUGGACAGUGAGUACAUCACAGAUGAUCUGCAUGCUCUUCUGACCUCCCUCCAUGGACUGUUUCAUCUGGCUCAGCAAGAUGAGGUCAAAAGGUCAUAUAGCUGGCUGAAAGACGCAAUGAAGGAGUCCACCAAAUACCUCAAGACAAUCCUCUCCCAGAUCACGAUGACUGAAAGGGAACAUGAUGAGAAAUUCCUGCAAGCAAGACAGCAACUGUCAGCGUUAAAUGCCCAAGCAACUGAAACCAUCACCGAGCUCAGGGAGCAGGUAGAUUCAGCUGCCAAGGAACUUGCUGUGGAAUUUAGAAGAAUCCUUGUUUCAGAUUGUUUUAGGGGGCAACUUAAAAAGUGGAAUGAUCGAGAUCUUCCAGACGUUCCCGACUCGGUCGACGGCUGGGAAAAACAUAAAGAACUGAUAGAUAGUAUGAUUUUGAAUAAGAUUUACAAACUGUUCGAUGAAACUGAAGAGUCCGAGACUUUCAUUCAAGACAUGUGCACCAAGAUGAUGUUUCAAGUCAGAUUUCGUUUAAAUUUACUAGACCAAAACAUGACCGAUAUUUCGAAUGCCCUGAGGGCAUCUUCUUCCAGUAGUUCAACGGACAGUAGUGAUGAAGAAAACGACCUGGUGGAGAAAUUCAAGAGCAUACGAAAGAAAAGCUGUAUUGUUCAGCGACUUAGAGACAUCGCUGAAAAAGGAAGAAACACAGCUGCUGUGAAUCCACGCGCAUUCGCUUGCAGGAUGAUAGCACCUCUUGUGGGUAAAAUGUUCAAAAUGGCACAAGAGCGUGCUAUGGGUUCGUUCAAAGAAAAACCUCGGCAAUACAUGGAGCAAAGGAGUGAAAAGAUAAUCGCGACUGUCAAAGAUGAUAAAGAAUUCCUCAGUAAAUUUGUGUCAAGAUACACGGAGCAGAUUCAUCAGAAGAUCAACACCAUCAGCCUCAACAUCCCUAAUUUCAUCCAAUCUAAUGAAGAAUUAAUGAAGGAGGUCAUCCAGUUCCGUAGAGAAGCCAGACAGGACAAGACCCAUCUGAAGCAGACCAUGGAACAUCUGGAACCUCUGAAGGAACUACUCAGGGGUUUCGGCUACCUCCACGUCAAGGACUUUACAUCAGAUGAGAUCCUGCUGCAAAUGGACAACUUGGGCGCAUCUUCUUCAACGCAGAUGAAGGUGAACGUGUACCUCAGAACGUCCGACUCAGAUCACAUUGCAAGGAAGGCUGCAGCAACAGGUCUGUGGACGGUUGUACAAGCAGCAGAGCUCAACACUGACAAUGACAAGAUUCCGGUUAUGGCUAAACACUACAUCAGUCCUCUAAAAGAUCAGCAUCUUUUCAAAGAAAUCGCAAAAUUGAGGUGCCUGGAUCACCUUUCUGUGGCGUCAUUUCUGGGGAUGACACGCACUGAAAACAUGACAACGUUCAUCUUUGGGGACCAGCUGACGUCGGCACGUCGUUACCUGAGACGGUCGACGACGAGGGUGAAGGAUGCAGUCCCGCAGUUGCUGAAUCAACUUAUCAAAGGAAUUGAAGCCAUUCACAAAGAUGGCCUCGUCCACAUGGAGAUUUCUCUGGAUACCGUACUUAUCAACCAAAUUGGAGAUGUGAAACUGUGCAACAUGUGUCUUCCAAGGACCUGCAAGUUCCCAGUUGACGUUGAAUCGGUAGAAGCUGGAGACUUUACUUGCCUGAGUCCCAAGGUUCUGAGAGGGGGCAUCUACGACUCCGAUGCUGAUGUCUAUGGAUUUGGGAUCGUCCUAUAUGAACUCCUUCUCCAACAGCGGCCUUAUGAAGAACAACGAACGUGGGUAUUGUCUCGUUUCAUCGAGGGAAUUCAUCCUUCCAGUAUGUUGAAGCUGCGAGAUCUGGAAGUGUCAGAGACUCUUUCCCAUCUGCUCCGAGGCUGUAUACUUCCGGGUCAAGGGUUACGCCUGCCUCUUGUGAGAAUUAGGGAGAUGCUCAAAGGUCUCGAAGGCGAUGAGUCAGUUGCAAAUCUCAAAGAUGCAAAAACGAUUGUAAGACGACGUAAAUCGUCUAAGCAGGUUAUAAAAGCCGCUAUGUAUCGGCGUGAAAGUCGUGGUCCUUCUCAAUCUUCAACAGAAUCUGAACCCAAUGACGAUCAAAUUGCCCGUUGUGAGAAUCACAGUGAUGGAAACAGCUGUAAAGAGGAGAAAUUCGUCUAAGCAGGUUAUAAAAGCCGUGGUCUUUCUGAGUCUUCGACAGAAUCAGGACCCAGUGAUAACCGAAUUGGCCGUUGUGAGAAUUACAGUGAUGGAUCUGUUGCUAGCAAAGCGACAAUUGCACAUCUCAUGGAUGUGAAAACAGGUGUCACAGGGGACAACUAUUUGUAGUAAAGUAAUGAAGCCUGCAGUGUGUUAGUGCGAAAGUCUAUGUGAUCCUUUGGAUCUGAACCCAAUUUAACCCAAUACAACAUUUUCUCAAGAAUGGGACGGAGAUACUAGGGACAGCAACCAAGCAGGCAAGCGUGUGCAAGAAGUAAAACCACAAGAUUAUUGCAUUGAAUAAAGUUCAUGGUUGCAUAACUACAUCUGUCAUACAUUAUAACCCAGAAUAAUGUGCUUGCAACACACUGACCUUGACUACAAACCGUGUGUCUCGGAUUACGAUGCAAGUAACACAACUAGUCUGACAAG